AUGCCUACCUUUCUGUAUCAUGGGGAUACCUUCAUAAUAUUCUCACACCGUGAACCUCCACUGAAUCUAGCAGUUUUAGCAGCACAGACUGAGCUGAGAAUAAAGGAAAUCAUGGAGAAACCAGAUCAGCUGAUCCUGCCCAGACCUUUUACCCACAUGAACACCACCAUCAGUGCUAACCACAGCAGCACCAUCAUCCUCAACCCUAGAGACACAUACUGCAGAGGAAAUCAACUGGACAUCCUGCUGGAGACAAGGGACCACUUGGGACACAGGAAGGAAUAUGGCAGGGACUUCUUGAGGGCCAGGAUGUCCUCCCCAGCCCUGCAGGCAGGUGCUGCAGGAAAGGUGACAGACUUCAACAAUGGGACCUACUUUGUCAGCUUCACUCUAUUCUGGGAAAGCUGCAUUUCCCUGUCUCUCCUGCUCAUGUACCCCAGUGAGGGGGCAUCAGCUCUAUGGAGGGCAAGGAACCAGGGCUACAACACAGUGAUUUUCACAGGCAAAUUUAACAGUGGCACCACCCAGGCCCUCUCUGGAUGUGGCCUGACCCUAAACACAACUGUCAAACUUUGCCAGUAGGUGGAUGCUCAAGACCAAGGAGUCUUCUAUUGUGUGAGGCCUCCAAAUGUUCUUUGUGAGGCCCUGAUCCUCAUGACCAUCAAUGACUUAGCAAGGAAGAGCAGAAAUUUUAACAUAAGUUCCUAUCAGGUGACCUUCUCCACACGGCUACUCUCCAGUCCUUCAGGCCCAAGGAUGGACAGCAUCUGCUGUUGUGAAAGAAGUCAGAGGCAACACAGGGCUGGCACAGCUGCUGCCCAAUAUGCCAUCAGGGACCCAUCUGAGACCCAUCUUUCUGCUCAGCCUCUUGAGCAUGUUGGGUCUUUCUCUCUUGCACUUGCCACCUUAGCGUCUCCACCUCCAGCAAUUCGACUGCAUUCCAGACAAGAAGAGAAAGGGCAAAGACCAAGAGUGCCAGUGGCCACUGCACUGUGCAAAAGCCCACAGUAUCAGCCCACUGCCCACAGGCUGCUACAUGACGUGGCUGUACUUGUUCUUGGGCCUCUCAACUCAAAUGCUUCAGAUGCUGUUGACUUCACAGUGUUCACUCUAGGUCCCAACCACACCUCUAGCUCUUAUCCCCUUAAAUGA
This is a messenger RNA of Cynocephalus volans (Philippine flying lemur), 1152 nucleotides long. RefSeq names its product NXPE family member 2-like. NCBI's taxonomy places the organism in Eukaryota, Metazoa, Chordata, Mammalia, Dermoptera, Cynocephalidae. The transcript has 4 exons. The record is from RefSeq and is a predicted model, not a curated record.